This is a messenger RNA of Bursaphelenchus okinawaensis, 1011 nucleotides long. Lineage: Eukaryota; Metazoa; Nematoda; Chromadorea; Rhabditida; Aphelenchoididae. The record is from the annotation of a GenBank genome assembly.
AUGGUAAAAGACGACGAACAGAACGGCCAAGAGGAAGAUCGUAAAGACGUGUGCCGUGAUUUCUUGAACAAAGUUUGUAACAGAGGAACGAGAUGUAAAUACUACCAUCCAAGAGGCGACGAUGAAGAUAGAAAUGGAGAUGACUUCCAGUUUUGCAUUGAUUAUCAGGUUGGUUUUAUGUUUUUGUCUUCUGUCUUUAGGUAUAGUUUGAUAGGUAACGCUGAAUUUCAAAUCUGCGAGGCUUGUCAAAAACAUGAUAUAUUGUGUGUUAUUGUUAAUAUUAAGUGUGCGUUGAUAGAGAAGAUGCUUAGAAUACGCAAAAGCGUAAAAAUUUCGAAAGUUAGCUAAAAACAGUGAUUCAUCAACUCAUUUUAGAACCAGGGCUGCUACCGCGCAUCUUGUCGCUUUGUUCACGCACCGCAAGAAGAAAUUGAGCGCUAUCGCCUUAACGGCGACAUCUCCAAUUUGUUGGCGCGUGCGAUUGCGGCCGUUACGAAAGCCGAUAACAUCCAGGGCAUUCCGUUUUGCAAGGAGUUUCAAACGAACCGCUGCUCGCGCGGACCCCGCUGUCGCUACUGGCACGUGAAUGUGGACAUGGAACGCGAAUUCCGCAACAACCAGCCGUUAGGAGCGAGUGCGCGCGAGUACCGUCAUCCACUGCCUCAGCCACUGAUCCCACCAGCCGCAGCGGCCCGGCGCCGGCCCGCCAUGGACGAGUAUGCGGGCGCGGCCAAGCGGCCCGCAUUUAUGCCGCCUACACCGUACGCAGCUCACGAUCUCGAACGUGAGAACGCGGACCUGAAGGCUCAAGUUGAACGGUUACAGUUGGAUUUGCAGCGAGAACGCGAUCGUUGCGACGCGUUGCUAGCCACGAUUAGCCAGUCCACUGCAGCAGCGGCCCAAGCAGCGGUAGUGUCGCCUCAACAAUCCUAUCACGAUCCCUAUGCCAUGCCCACACGCGCCGCUCAUUACGCACAGAAGCAGGCAGGCUGGUACGGCAGUCAAAAUUAA